Molecule: messenger RNA, 1282 nt
Organism: Sphaerodactylus townsendi
Lineage: Eukaryota; Metazoa; Chordata; Lepidosauria; Squamata; Sphaerodactylidae
Product: oocyte-specific histone RNA stem-loop-binding protein 2-like
Exons: 7
Coding region: 370-975 (201 amino acids)
Biological process (GO): mRNA transport; mRNA 3'-end processing by stem-loop binding and cleavage
Cellular component (GO): cytoplasm; histone pre-mRNA 3'end processing complex
Molecular function (GO): mRNA binding; histone pre-mRNA stem-loop binding
Source: RefSeq, a predicted model, not a curated record
CGCCCUUCCUGCCUGCCGGAGGGAGAUUUAAACUGUGGGAAGCUUCUACAGCCGUCUUGGUUAUUUUUACAUAAACUUACCAAUUGAGAAUAAAAUGCAAGGCGGAUGGGUUCCUUUGACUAACAGGUUGUGCAGGACUAAUCUUGAGUUGUGCAGGGAGGCUGGAGUGUUAGAUGGUCUUGUGGUCUGGAAAAUAGUCGCAAGUGGUUUCCUUCUUUCUAAAAUCACCGGGACAACAGUAAAGAAAUAAAGUGGCACGGUUCUCUGCUUUACGGCUCUUUGGGUUCCAGCUAUGGAGGACUUGCUGCUGGGACAUCACCCAAAACAGAUGGGACAUCAUCAUCCCAGACCUUAUAUCUUGAAAAGCAGAUGGUCAGUGUGGGUGUAGGUACAAGGCCAUAUAGGCCAAGAAAAUCAUGCCCAGGAUUCAGAGCUGAUGAGGAGACUGAUGAGGCUGUCUUGCUAAGGAGGCAGAAGCAGAUAGAUUAUGGCAAAAACACCACUGGCUACCAACACUUUGUCCAGCAGGUUCCUAAAGCUUCUCGGCAGUCAGGUAUUCACCCACGUACUCCAAAUAAGCAUAAGAAGUUCAGUCGUCGUUCCUGGGACAUGCAGAUUAAGCUAUGGCGACGGGCACUGCAUGCCUGGGACCCACCUGGACUGAAUACAGAACCUGAGAGGCAGGAGCUGAUGACCGGGAAGAGUCCUCUGCUUAUCUUCUCAAAUGACUCCUUUGGUACCCAAGAGAUGCUAGAAAAUCCAUGUGAAGAAAUCUUAGGCAAACAGGUUGCCAGAUCAUCAGCUUCUGGUUACUUUAUUCCAUGGCUAUGUGAGAAUGAUCACUCUUAUGUGGCGAACUUUGCUGAAGACACAGAAGACUAUCCACUCUUCCCCGAAUAUGGCUGUGAUGUCUUGAGAAUGUGGAGGAGCUUGACACCCUUGAGAAGGCACUGUUUACAUGAGGGAAAGACCUGAAUCAAGCAUAAGCCUUUUAUGUCUGUGCCCCACUUAUGUCUCUGUCUGACAUCCUUAAGACUGUUGCGAGAUCUAGCCUAUCUGUACAAGCUGUCUUGGUACUCAGUGUCUCUUUGCCAGUCUUCGUAUACAUGGAGUCACUACCUGGUUAGCCAUCUAAUUGGCUUUUGUUGGUCACAUUUCUAUUCUAGGGGGUAUGGGUUUGGGUCGAUGGGCAGUGGUAUUACAGAAUGUAAAUAGUUCUUGCAGACUCUUGCAUUGUUAAAGUGUGUGAUUUGAGCAAUAAACGAUAAACAGUGUGCCUGAA